GUGUCAUGGAUGCUGACGUCCCAGCAUUCCCUGUUGCUAAAAUUGCAAAAGAUGCUGGGGAAACAAUUCCACUCCUAGCUCCGCUCAAGGCCGCAAUGGGCAUUAUGAUAACCUUGCUAGAGGUCAUCAAAGAUGUACGGAAAUGCGAAGAAGAUUGGGAAACGUUGUCGAAUCAUCUCGCGAACCGAAUCGGACUGCUUCAAGGCUACCUUGCCAACAAACCAGCCAAUGUCGAGCUCCAGGAGAUGGUUGCAGAAUACAAAGGGCAAGUGCAAGUCGUGCGCGGGAUCGAACCUCUGGCGAGGAAACACAAGACUUGGUAUCAGUCGAUAAUCGGAGUCAAGAGCGAUGAGGACAAAAUCCAAGAGUCAAUUCGGGAAAUGGACGAAGCGUUCAACACAUUCACAAUGAAACUUCAGAUACAGGUACAGCAAGGAGUCUCUCAGAUUCAAGUUGGACAAGAGUUAAUCCAUGAAGAAGUAAUUGCCCAUAGGACUGAUCACGCGAAAAGUCAUGCCAGAAUUCUUGAGGCGCAUGAAGUGCAAAAGGAUAUGGGAAACACUAAAGACUGUUCAGAGGAGACGAUCCUUCUGAAUACAUUAUCUGCCGCAACUUUUGCUAAUGGUGACGAGCAUGAUAUAUGUUUGAAGGAAACAAGAGUCGCUAUUCUCGAGGAGGCGCG
Molecule: messenger RNA, 682 nt
Organism: Acaulospora colombiana
Lineage: Eukaryota; Fungi; Glomeromycota; Glomeromycetes; Diversisporales; Acaulosporaceae
Source: the annotation of a GenBank genome assembly